UAUACGGGAGCGUUCAUGCUGCGACGCCUUCGUGUCUGGCGAUCGACGUUUCUCGUAAUAUUUCAAAGGAAAAAGAUUCUUUUCGCUUAAAAAGAGUAAUUCGACUAUUUAAUUUCGAAAGAAUGGAAAGAAUCGGUCGAAUCACACGUAAAGGCAUACCUCACAGCAUUAAUUCCCCUGUACAUGUUAUAUGGAAAAGACGAUUCAACUAUUGUUAAGAGACAAAGAAAAAGAGAAAGAUCGUAGUUUUAGAAUUCAUAGAAUCCUUCCAGAACGAAACCAUUCCUUUUAGCUGAAUUUAUAUUUUGUAUUUAAAUGAGUAUCAAUGGUGAUAAUAUGUGAAAGAAUUAAGGUGUUAUAUCACAAUUACGUUUGUGGUUGUUUUCAGUUACAAUUUUAUCAAUGCUAUUUUAUCAACAUGCAUCAGAAAAGUAUCAUAAUUGGUAAUUAUAAUAUUUGUCAAAAAUAAUUUUCACACAAAUAAGACUUUAAAAAAAUUACAUAAUUUUUAAAAAUAAUUAAAUUUGUACUUGUGAUACUUUUCAACAAAUGUUGCUAAUACAGUGAUUUGAAGUAAGGGAGGAGCAAGAGAAAAAUUGUGAACAGUCCGCAACAUUGUGGAAAGAAAAUUAUAAAGUAACAUUGUUAAAGUUUGCACUGAGAAUCGUCUAAAUGGAAGGGAGGGCCCUCAUAUACCAAUUAAUGCAAUUAAAAUUAUGCCGCAGACAAUAGGCACUGUAUUUGCAUCGAAGCGAGUGCAAGUGAACGAUGUCACACUUAUGAUGGGAAUAUGGGACACUGCGGGUAGCGAAAAGUAUGACGCAAUGACUAGAACAUAUUAUCGUGGUGCUAAAGCUGCCAUAGUGUGUUAUGAUAUCACACAGCCGAGUACAUUCCAAAGAGCAAGACACUGGGUGAGAGAACUCAGGAGUAUCGAGGAGAAUUGUAAAGUGUAUCUUUGCGCCACCAAGAAAGAUUUGUGUGAUGAAGGUUUUGUGUCGGAUGAUCCAGAUAUGCAGAACAUGGUGGAAAGGUAUGCAAGCGGUACGCAGACCAAGCUUUUCGUAACGUCUAGUAAAACAGGAGAGAAUAUAGUCGAAUUGUUUGACGAAAUCAUACAGGAUUUCGCGUCUAAUCCAGAAAAUUUACAAAAGGUAGAAGAAACAAUUGUUUUGAGCAAAAAGACCGGGGAAAGGUAUUGUUGCGCAACCUAACAAUCAGUAUUGGUACUCAUUGUAUUUUUUUAUGCUUUUUUUAUGGCAGAUGAUUUAUCUCAGAUAUUACGGUAAUCUCGUAAUAAAAUAGACUCUAUUGUUAAUGACCAAUGUGAUAUUUUGCUCAGCAAAGCUUAAAAUGUUAUACUCGCAAUGUUGCCAGCUAUAAAAAAAUGGAUUGAAUGUUUCAGUAAAUAAUAAAUUUACUGAAAAAUUUAAUAAAAAAGUGUAUAGAAUAUGCACAUAAGAUUUUGUAUAAUUGAAAUACUAUGCAAUAUAUACAAUUGAGAAAUGUUCUUAAA
Molecule: messenger RNA, 1516 nt
Organism: Solenopsis invicta (red fire ant)
Lineage: Eukaryota; Metazoa; Arthropoda; Insecta; Hymenoptera; Formicidae
Product: ras-related protein Rab-24
Exons: 4
Coding region: 717-1214 (165 amino acids)
Molecular function (GO): GTPase activity; GTP binding
Source: RefSeq, a predicted model, not a curated record